Microsporum canis CBS 113480 is the source of this 741-nucleotide messenger RNA. RefSeq lists its product as uncharacterized. Lineage: Eukaryota; Fungi; Ascomycota; Eurotiomycetes; Onygenales; Arthrodermataceae. Bases 1 to 741 code for a protein of 246 amino acids. The transcript has 2 exons. The record is from RefSeq and is a predicted model, not a curated record.
AUGUCACCGUAUUACGUUGAUGAAUUAGAAGACUACUACCAAGAUGGGCUGGAUGGGAUUUCCCACAUGAUGGAACAAGGCUAUUACGACUACUACGACGGAUCCGACGAAGAAUUUGCCAUGCCUCUGCCUCGUCGAAGACAGAGAAUUCGUGAACGACGAUACCGACGCACAAGAAAUAGAACACCAAGGGGCGAGGACGAUUAUACCUGUAUCUCCGACUCUGAUGAAACCAUCCACCGGGCCAGCGACAACCACCAUAGCAACAGACGCUGUCGCCACAGAGAUUGCUGUCGUAGUCGACGAGCAGGCCGUAGUCGAUGUGCAGACUCCAGCCGUCAAGAAGUUCACCACCAUCAUCUCGUCAUCUGUCAUCAGUCUGGGGGCCCUGGACCCAAUGCCUACCCGCCACAAUCGAACAGUAUGCUCCAGAUAGAAGGCCAGCAACCACUCCAAGGCCAAAUAGUUGCGGGAGUGGGUGGAGGAGCACUUGUGGCACUGGGCCGGCAAGCAAUCACUGCGCCUGCGCGAGGUGACAUGGUCUUACCUUCGGCUAUCAUGCCGACGGACGCUGGUCCUCAAUGUGGAUGUGAAUGCUGCUAUACAUCUCGCGCCCACCAGAUAGAGGCGCUGAACAUGACCAGGACACCGCAAAUCCUGGGUCAGGGAGUUGGCUUGACAGCCGGGCAAUUGCCAGGUACAUUCACCCGACCUAUUCAUAUCCCUAGAUUGCUGCAGUAA